This is a messenger RNA of Carica papaya (papaya), 1991 nucleotides long. RefSeq names its product Tetratricopeptide repeat (TPR)-like superfamily protein. Gene Ontology annotation, molecular function: protein binding. The record is from RefSeq and is a predicted model, not a curated record. NCBI's taxonomy places the organism in Eukaryota, Viridiplantae, Streptophyta, Magnoliopsida, Brassicales, Caricaceae.
CUCGCCUGAUUACAUUCGUCUAAACAGAUCUCCCUGGUUAUAUGUCCCUUCUCCUUUUCCUUUAAACCAGUCAUAACUCAAACUUAGGGGCGGAAGCAGUGGCCAGCAUCUGAAUUUCCAGAGAAAAAUUCAUUUUCGUCUGCAAUGUCCACGAUUCCCGAAGAAGCUCAGUUGCAAAAUGGAGUCAUACCAGAACCAGAACCAGGACCCGAUCAAAUUACGACAUCGCAAUUAGAACCAAAUAUAGAGCAACCAAAACCCGAAGCAGAAGAAAAACCUGAACCAGAAACAGAGGCAAGAGCUGCAGAUCACAAGCCAGACCAACACAGAGAGACCUCGAUCCAAUCAAAUGAGGAGCAAUCCAGAGAGACCUCGAUCCAAUUAAAUGCGGUCGACGACGUUCCCACCUCGGGGCAAACUACGCGCCCUGAGCUGCGAAAAGACGAAGGUAGCCGGACUUUCACAAUGAGAGAGUUACUCAAUGAACUGAAAAGCGACGAAGGAGAUGAGAGCCUUCAGGAUUCUGCCGUAUCUCCUUACAGUCAAGAGAGUACACCACAGCAACAUGUAGAGAAUGAUCCUGCCAUGGACUUGAUCAACAGUGUAACAGGUUCUGAUGAGGAGGGUCGAUCUCGCCAGCGGGUUCUUGCAUUUGCUGCCAGGAAGUAUUCUAGUGCAAUAGAGAGAAACCCAGAAGAUUAUGAUGCCCUGUACAACUGGGCACUGGUUCUUCAGGAAAGUGCAGACAUUGUUAGUACGGAUUCUACUACACCUUCAAAAGAUGCGUUGCUUGAGGAGGCUUGUAAAAAGUAUGAUGAGGCAACUCGUCUUUGCCCUACACUUCACGAUGCUUUCUACAAUUGGGCAAUAGCAAUCUCAGAUAGAGCAAAAAUGCGAGGUCGUACAAAGGAGGCUGAAGAUCUGUGGAAGCAGGCAACAAAAAACUAUGAAAAGGCCAUCCAGCUAAACUGGAACAGUCCCCAGGCGCUCAACAACUGGGGUCUUGCACUCCAGGAACUCAGUGGAAUUGUUCCGGCACGAGAAAAGCAAACUAUUGUGAAAACUGCAAUUAGUAAGUUCCGUGCAGCAAUAAGGUUGCAGUUUGAUUUCCAUCGAGCAAUUUACAACCUUGGAACUGUUCUGUAUGGACUAGCAGAAGACACACUAAGAACUGGGGGUUCAGGCAAUACUAAAGAACUCUCUCCUAGCGAGUUGUAUAGCCAAUCUGCUAUGUACAUUGCAUUUGCCCAUGCAUUAAAACCAAGUUACUCUGUUUACAGCAGUGCGUUGGGUGUUGUGCGAUCCAUGUUGCCCCUUCCCCAUCUUAAACUUGGAUAUUUGACUGCACCACCUGUAGGCAAUCUGCUUGCACCUCAUAGUGAUUGGAAGCAAUCCGAGUUUAGUUUGAAUCAUGAAAAGCUUCAACAGGUGAACAAAUCUGAACAAAAUCAAAUUUCCCAAAGCCUCUCUGGCAGAUCAGGAGAUAUGAAUAGUGAUAAAAAGACUAUCAAAGUCAAUAUUCCCGAUAUUGUUUCUGUCUCCGCAUGUGCUGAUUUGACUUUACCACCUGGUGCUGGUCUCUGCAUUGAUACAAUUCAUGGGCCAAUUUUCCUGGUUGCUGAGUCAUGGGAAUACCUGGAUGGAUGGCUUGAUGCAAUCCGCCUACUUUACACAGUUUAUGCACGUGGUAAAAGCGAUGUUUUAGCUGGUAUUAUUACAGGUUGAUUAUUUUAUUUAUUGAACAUGUCAGCAUGCAAUUCUUUUCUGUAAGACGAUAAAAGAUUUAUGAUGGAGAUGCUGAUUACUUAGAUUAAGCUUUUGUGUGUUGUAAAUUGUUUUGGCUACUGAAAUUUUCAGCUUACCUCACCCAUUCCUUUGUUUAUCUCUUUCCUCAAUUUGGCUUCGUUGGAUGCUCAUGCAACCCUGGCCAGAAGAGUUAGUUUUGGGAGAGAAAAAUAGUUGGAAAUAAAAGAGAGAUUUGUUUUUUCUUU